Molecule: messenger RNA, 123 nt
Organism: Fulvia fulva
Lineage: Eukaryota; Fungi; Ascomycota; Dothideomycetes; Mycosphaerellales; Mycosphaerellaceae
Exons: 2
Coding region: 1-123 (40 amino acids)
Source: RefSeq, a predicted model, not a curated record
AUGUACCGUAUAACGUACUACUAUUAUAGAUACUACUCGGCUAUAUCGCCCGCGGGAAUAGGUAUAAAGUACGUGAAAAUGCCGCUAUAUCUACUCCGUAGGAGGAAAGAGAGGGGGGUCUAG